Messenger RNA from Ictalurus furcatus (blue catfish), 2934 nucleotides. It is a transcript of the gene lrrc1, whose product is annotated as leucine rich repeat containing 1. NCBI's taxonomy places the organism in Eukaryota, Metazoa, Chordata, Actinopteri, Siluriformes, Ictaluridae. The coding region runs from base 448 to 2022 and encodes 524 amino acids. The transcript has 14 exons. Gene Ontology annotation, biological process: neurotransmitter receptor transport, endosome to postsynaptic membrane; neurotransmitter receptor transport postsynaptic membrane to endosome. The record is from RefSeq and is a predicted model, not a curated record. Gene Ontology annotation, cellular component: postsynaptic membrane; postsynaptic density; adherens junction. Gene Ontology annotation, molecular function: protein binding.
AUGAAGGAGUGAGUGAGAGAGUGAGUGAGUGAGUGAGUGAGAGAGUGUUUUCCGGGUCAGAAAGUGGACUAAAAGGAAAUAACACUACGGGACGCAGAAAAAAUAAAAUAACAAAAAAAUAAAACACGACGCGAGGAGACAUGUAAAUGGUUUCGCGGAACAAAGUAUGGGAAGUUUGUCAACACUGCAGGAAAGACUGGCCGAGAACGAUGGAAGGGGCGACGAUUGAGACGUGGACUUGCGCUGUUUUUAGCCCAUGUUACUGUGUGUAGUGGUGGUGAAGCCCGGCCCGGGACCUGGUCCAUUAUCGUCCUGCGUUUGAAAGUAGCUUAAAACCGCGACAGGGUUGACCGAGAGAUUGAUUUAUUUAUUUACUGUAAGUUGCGGGUGCUUUGACUUGACUAGUUGGAGCUCGUGAGUGUCGCGCGCGCUCCUGUGAGAUCCGGGAUGUUUCACUGUAUCCCUCUGUGGCGGUGUAACCGUCAUGUCGAGACCAUCGACCGGCGCCACUGUUCGCUGCUCUACGUACCGGACGACGUUUAUCGCUACAGCCGCAGUUUGGAAGAACUUUUGCUGGACGCGAACCAACUCCGAGACUUACCCAAGCAAUUCUUCCAGCUGGUGAAGUUAAGGAAGCUGGGACUGAGCGACAACGAGAUCCAGAGACUUCCUCCUGAGAUAGCCAACUUCAUGCAGCUUGUAGAGCUUGAUGUCUCGCGCAACGACAUUAUCGAGAUUCCUGAAAACAUUUCCUAUUGCAAAGCCCUUCAAGUAGCAGACUUUAGUGGAAACCCUUUGACAAGAUUGCCGGAGAGCUUUGCUGAACUGCGGAACCUAACCUGUCUUUCCAUCAAUGACAUUUCUUUACAAGCGCUUCCUGAUAACAUUGGAAACCUUACUAACUUGGUAUCACUGGAACUCAGAGAGAACAUGCUAACAUAUUUACCCGAAUCUCUUUCCCAGCUACACAGACUGGAAGAACUCGAUGUAGGGAACAAUGAGCUGUAUAAUCUGCCCGAGACAAUAGGAUGCCUUGUGAGCUUGAAGGACCUGUGGCUGGAUGGAAACCAGCUGAGUGAAUUACCAAAGGAGAUAGGAAGCAUGAAGAACCUGCUCUGUCUGGAUGUGUCUGAGAACAAGUUGGAGCACCUCCCAGAGGAAAUGGCUUGCCUGCUCUCCCUCACCGACCUGUUGGUGUCCCAGAACCUCAUCGAUGCCCUGCCAGAGGGCAUAGGAAAAUUAAAACGCCUUUCCAUUCUGAAAGCGGAUCAGAACCGCUUGGUCCAACUGCCCGAGAGCAUUGGAGACUGCGAAAGUCUUACAGAACUGGUGCUGACGGAGAACCAACUGCUGAGGUUGCCAAGAAGUAUCGGAAAGCUUAAGAAACUGUCAAACUUCAACUGUGACAGGAAUCGUUUGGUAUCUUUACCCAAAGAGAUAGGAGGCUGCAGCAGUCUGAAUGUGCUGUGUGUGAGGGACAACCGUCUGACGCGCAUCCCCGCCGAAAUUUCACAGGCUACAGAGCUGCAUGUUUUUGAUCUGUCUGGAAACAGGCUGACUUAUCUACCCAUGUCUCUCACCACGCUGAGGCUCAAAGCUCUCUGGUUGUCGGAGAAUCAAUCUCAGCCGUUGCUCACGUUCCAGACAGAUGUGAAUCCUGACACAGGGGAGAAAGUGCUCAUCUGUGUCCUUCUGCCUCAGCAGCCUUGCGAGAGUGAAAAAGGCUCUGAUAAUCUGGCACGCUGUGGCGCUCUGGAGAGUCUCGUGAACGAUGUGGCUGAUGACACGUGGGACAACAGAGCCACGAAUAGAAUGAGCACCAUCCGAUUCCUCGAUGACGAUGAUGACGAUGACGAUGAACAGGGAACGCUGCUGCGACGGGCUACGCCGCACCCCGGAGAGCUGAGGAGCAUGAAGAAGGUGGUGGAGAAUCUCCGCAACGAUCUGAACGCUGCCAAAGGCCUGGACUCCAACAAAAACGAGGUCAAUAACACUGUGGACCGAGUGACUACAUCUGUGUGACCGCUUUGUUUUACCUCCGAGAUGGCGCAGUCCCCAUCGUGUCUUCCCACAAUGCACCUCAUCCAGCCUUCUCCCUGUGCUUUUUCUCCCUUGAAUGUGACUCUCCUUUCUCUGUGCUGGGUCUGUCCUGUUCUCUCCUACAUCUCCUCAGAUCCUGAAUCAGGGAAAGACCACCAUGAUAGGUGCCUUCUUUUUUUUUUUAAUCUUCAGAGCAAUAAUCCAUGGAAUGCACAAUUUCUUUUUUCUUUUUUAAUUUUACAAUCCAGCCCUUUUUUUUAAAAAAAAACAAACAAAAAACUUUGUUUUUUCUAAACACAUAAGUUAAAAUAAGUAGAUGCACUACAUAAAGUCUUAUACUAAUGCUGACAGAAGCUCCAAUUAUAUAUUUACAUGCUAUUUUUAAUUUUUUGUUUUUUAAACACUGGGUGGAUGUUUCUUUUUUUUUCUUCUUCUUCUUCUUUUUUUUCUUUCUUUCUCCAAGUCUUUCGGGACACGUUGAGCCCAGCUAUUUUUGGACCUACUGGUUUUAAAAAUUGUUGUAUAGAUCUUUGUGAAUAAUCUAUACUUUUUGUACUCGUGGCAGCUCAGGUGGUGUUAAACCUGGAGGGGGCGUUAAAAAAAAAAUUAAGAUGUAUAGCAUAUUUCUUAAUCAAUGAGCAUUUUUAUUCCUGCAAAAAUAUUUGUGGUUUUACAAAGCAGUUGAACAACAUGUUUUAAUGUCUUAUACAGCAAAUCAAUUAGUCGGUGGUUCAUAUUUACUUUUUAAGGUGUGUUUUUUAUAUUUGAAUUUGAACAAGGGCUAACAGAACAUUUCCACGUCUUAUAACUGGAAUGAGAGCUGCAGCUGCAUCAGCACCACUUUUGGACGUUACUCCGCGUGUAAAUUAGGUACAAUAAACCCUGUUAGUUAUC